Molecule: messenger RNA, 932 nt
Organism: Ctenopharyngodon idella (grass carp)
Lineage: Eukaryota; Metazoa; Chordata; Actinopteri; Cypriniformes; Xenocyprididae
Gene: cidea
Product: cell death inducing DFFA like effector a
Exons: 5
Coding region: 108-725 (205 amino acids)
Biological process (GO): regulation of apoptotic process; apoptotic process
Source: RefSeq, a predicted model, not a curated record
AUCAGUCCAGCAGUACAAACUCCUCCUGUGUGUCACACGCUCAGAUUAUUAGACUCUUUUCCAGCUACAGCUCAGUGUUUUUAAUGUCUCCAGUGGUUCUGUGAAGUAUGGAGUACGCUAAAACAUUAGUUCCUACAUCUUUAAUUAGGUCUGUGUCGUCGAUGCACACGUCUCUUGCACAGCGAAUGCUGCCUCCUCCUCAGCCCCGUCCGUACAAGGUCUGUACGCAGAACCGCCGCAGGAGGAAAGGCUUCACGGCCACCUCUCUAGGAGACCUCAUGGAGCAGGUGGCCAGUUCUUUCUUGAUAACGUGUCAGUUGCUCACACUGGUGCUGGAGGAUGAUGGGACAGUGGUGGACUCUGAGGCCUUUUUUCAGUCUCUGCCUACUAAUACUCCAUUCAUGAUCCUGGAGAAAGGGGAGGUUUGGACCCCUAGCAAAGUGGUUCUGCCAAGUUUCAGACAGCCGAGAAGAAGUGGAAUUGCCAAACUCAGCUUUGAUCUGUACAAGCUGAGCCCAAAGGAUUUUCUGGGCUGCCUCACCGUUAAAGCCACACUUUAUGAAAUAUACACACUCUCAUAUGACAUCAAGUGUACCAGAGCCAAGUACUUUCUGAAGUCUUUACUGCGAUGUUUCAUGUACAUGGCCAAACUGACGGGUCAGGUUCUCCUGUGCGGCUCUGCAUAUGUGCUACGGUAUAUCGGGGAAGAGGAAUGCUGUAGCUAAACGUCACAUCAGAUAGUGGAAACAAAUGAAUACUGCCCUUAUGUUUAGUUUUUCCUUACAUGCUUAGACAAACAUAAGUAUUUUUGUGGUUAGUGUAUAUAUUGUUUUACAUGGCAGAACUGCUUAUUUCUAAGAAAAUAACAUUAAAUGUUUGUGAAUGUGUACUGUGAAUAAAAAAAUAAAAAAAAAUAGUGAACUAAUGGACAA